CGAGAACGUGAUGUUCAUCAACAAGAUCAAGGAGCAGCUGAUGACGGAGAAGGCGUGCGCGAAUUCGCCCAGCGUGCCCUCGCCGAGCCCCCAGCCGCCGGCCGCUCAGACCCCCACUUCGCAGGCGCCCCCUCCUCAAACACAACAGCAGCAGCCGCAGCAACAACAAGGCGCCGUCCAGACGUACCCGGUGUCCCUCGGCAACUCCGGCGACGCAUCAGCGGCCCCCUCCUCCACAGGGGUGACCGAAAACAUGGCCGUGCUGCCCCUGCCGUCCCCCGCCCUGAUGGCAGGCCUGGUGAUCACGUCGCCCAGUUCGGACCUGACGGCGUCGAGCGGGGGUCUGAGCCCCCUGGCCCAUGGCGCCCCCACGUUCUCGCUGGCGGGGGGCCAGACCAUGAUCGUCGCGGCCGGCGCGCCGCCCCCCCAGGCCGCAGGGCCGGACAAGAAGCCCGGGGAGGAAGGCCGGAUCACCGCGGCAACAGAGGCCCCGGCCCAGGGCAAGGCUCCAGGCAGUCGGAAACGCAAGGCCCGGCCCAGCGAGGCGUCCCUCAGCGACCUGGACGACCCCUACGCCCUGCCCAACGACGAGGAAGGGGGCAAGGACGGGAAGGCCUACAG
This is a messenger RNA of Chiloscyllium plagiosum (whitespotted bambooshark), 621 nucleotides long. The record is from RefSeq and is a predicted model, not a curated record. NCBI's taxonomy places the organism in Eukaryota, Metazoa, Chordata, Chondrichthyes, Orectolobiformes, Hemiscylliidae.